This is a messenger RNA of Chelonia mydas (Green sea turtle), 5852 nucleotides long. Its product is annotated as collagen alpha-1(II) chain. The coding region runs from base 468 to 2486 and encodes 672 amino acids. NCBI's taxonomy places the organism in Eukaryota, Metazoa, Chordata, Testudines, Cheloniidae. The transcript has 8 exons. The record is from RefSeq and is a predicted model, not a curated record.
GGAGCUGCUUUCGCUUUCCAUCUGACUGGGGCUUGCUCUGGCUGGCCUUGGUUGGCACCGAUGUCCCACAGCUGGUUAGAUCCCCUGGGACAGGAGGCUUCCCCAGCUUGGAGUUCGUUGAGGGUUGGACAGGCCACUGCGGGUCAGGCUCUGUGGGGCAGCGUCCAGCCAGGGCUGCUCGUCUAGGGUCCGGCAGCUGCGCUUCCUCCCCUCUCCGUCUCGCUGUGGCUGUUCCGUGGCAGGGUGGAGAGGAAGGAAGCUGGGGUGGCUGUCGCAGAGUCGGUGCGCUCGGGCUUGGGCUGCAGAACGUAGGCCGGAGGAUCUGAGGCCAAGCUGACCCCCGGAUUGGUGCCAAGCCGUGAGCGUGUGUCCGUGCGGGGCUCGUGGGGCAGAUCCCGGGCGCCAUUGAGGUCGGGGAGAAUCCAGUAAGUUCCUGAGUGGGGAAAACUCUGAGAACAGAGUGAGCGAUGGAGAGGCAGGGACAGGUCACAGGGCCGGACCCGCGGGCAGGGGCCCAGCAGCUGUGCGGGGUCACCAUGCAGCGCACCGGGUCCCCCAUCACCACGGAGACCGACAUCGACCUCACCGCCGCGCUGCUGCCUUCGGGGGGGACGCGGAGCCAUCAGCACGCCAUCAAGACGGCCGUCAGCGAGACGGGGGCGCUGCCCGCGCCGGGCUACGAGGGCCCCCCCCCUCCCACCGGCUGCCGCUGCUGUGGCCUCGCUAAGCUGCAGACGGGAGCCCAGCCCGGCGCCGGCUGCCGGCUCUGGAACGCCCCCUACCCCAAGCUGCCCCCGGGGACCUGCCCGGGAAAGGGCUUUGGCCAGUCCACCCUGCCGUUCAGCUUCGGGACCAACUCUGCGCCCCCUCACCGAGACCCCCGCCUGACCCUGCAGCAUGGCAAGCUGCCCGCCGGGACGGCCAGGCUGGGCAGCGGGCCUGGGGGAGAGCCAGGGAGGUGCGGGGGCCUCAAAGUCCUGGAUCUAGAGCUCUGGGAAGGCCCAGAGACCAAGCCAGGGCUGGAGGACGGGACGGCUCCCCCCUUGGCCUUGGAGAAGCCCCCCAUCCCAGAAGACUGCUCCCCCUGGGCUGAAGCUCGGCUCUGCUCCGUGCAGCCGGGACGGGAUGUGUCUCCGCCCGAGAGUCACCGUGUUCUCCAGGAAGAGCAGGGCUGUGCAGGCGUCCCUCCCAGCGCAGCUCUCGGCCUCUCGGCGGGCAGGGCGGGCGCACCCCGGGCCGAGGGCACAGGCCGUGGGCAUGACCCCAUGGCGUCGGAACCGGCAGCCGAGCCGCGGUGGGACGGCAGCAUCGUGCUGAGCGAGGGCGCGAGGGAGCCGGUGAUCAGCCGGGAAGGGGCACUGGACAUCCCCCAUCCUGUGGGGAGCGGGCUGGCCCCGGGCGCCCCCCCUGAGCCAGACCCCCCCUCAGCACACCCACCGGGAGAGGAGCUGCCGCCGGAAGGUCCUGGCGGGACAGAGGAGGGCGCGGUUACGAGACGGCCCCGGGGCACCGAGCUGGGGAGGCGGCCGGGCACCGGGGGUUCUGUUGGCUCGGUCAGCCCGGACCGUCAGAGCAGCAAGCCCGUCUCCCAGGAGCCGGCCAGCCAGGCCCAGAGAAUCGGGGACCUGGGGCCCGCGGGUGCGAGUGCUCCCACUAAGAUGUCCGUGGAGGACGCCUACGGGAGGCUCACCAAGGCGUGUGGCCUGUCCCUCCUGGAGGAGCUGAGACGGACGUUCCUGGACGCUGAGGGCGGCUGCUUCUCGCUCCUGGAUUCCGGCCUGGUCUUGGGGCGAGUGGAGGAGCACCCGGUGCUGGGGCUGGCCGUCCUGCCCAUGCGGGAUGGGCGGAAGCUGGCCACGACCCUGCCCAACUCCAGCCUCUUCCUGUACUAUGCUCUGGGCCGCCAGUUCUACGUCACGGAGAAGCUGGCAGAUCGCUGGUUCCGAGCACGGGACCGGGUCACCGGGGAAAGCAUGCUGAUGAAAAAGGUGCCCGUGGUCUCCGACUGGAGGAAGAUGUUACACAAUUUCCUGUUCCUGCCCCCUCACCCCGGGCUGCUGGUGCCCUACGCUGUCCUGUACGACCGCAACGGCUCCAUCCUCUACCUCAUGGAGGACAGGGACGUGCACGCUGUGGGGCGGCCGCCCGAGGGGCCCAGCCGGCAGGGAGCUCGAGCCCUGCAGCAGGUGCUGAGCUUCCUGAGCUUCUGCAAACGCCACCACUUCCACCCCGGGGACGUCGGCGCGGCCUCGAUCUACACGGCCCAGGGCGUCUGCUUUGACCCCAGCAGCCUGUCCAGCAGCGAGGACCCCUACGCCUUCCGGAAGAGCAUGAAAACCUGCCUGCGCCCGCUGCUGGCCCAGCACCAGGGGCUCGCGGGCCUGGACUCCCUGGUGGACAGCAUGUGCCAGCACCUGGAGGAGGAGGAGAGUCCGGAGCCCAGCGACACGCCGAGCAGCAACGCCCCUGGGGCCAGCCCCAAGUGAGCAGAGCCCAGCCCCACAGCUGCCCCCCUCCGGAGAUGAGCACGUCCCUGGGAUGCCUGGAGGCAGAGCGCUGGGAUCCAGCUGUGGACGCUGCUGCUGGCAGGGGCAUCCCAGGGUGGGUGGGUGCACCGGGGGGGCGGGCGCUGGGUGUGGGGGUUGGCACCGGUAGCCUUGCUCCGGGCUGGGCCAUCGAUGAAUUCAGCGAGGUGAGAGGAAUGACACUGAUUGCAGUGGGGCGCCGAGGGGAUCUGUGCUGGCCCCUUGGCUGCAGGAGCCCCACAAACCCUGCAGAUGGGCCCCGACUCCCCCGGCUCAUCGGCAAACCCCCCAGCCCUGGCCAAGGACCCGCGGAAUGCUCCAGCAUCCCUAUUCCCAAAGAAGGCAGGCCUGGGACCCGAGAGCGCCUGGCUCCACCUGUGGCCUUCUCCUCUCUCAUCACCUCGGUUGUGCCUCAGUUUCCCCAUCCCCGCCCUGUGGAGAAUGCUGCUUUCCUGCCUGCGAGGAGCCGAAGGGUUGUGAGGGGGGGCUGAGGUCCCCCCUGCCAAGUGCCUUCAGGAUGCAGAGCCCCGUGGGUGGCCCCAGUAAUUAGCACAAGGUAACGAGGCUCAGUGUAAGAUCAGGGGAAACAGACAGGCUCACAGGCCGGCCAGCCGGGGACUUAAGGCAAUGGGCAGGUGCUUCAAGGACCCACUUUUAUAAUCAUGCAUCCCAACCUUUGUAAUAAGCGUAUCCUUCUGCAACAGAAAAUAGUCCUUGGACAUACAUAUAUUUUGGCUGAACCCUCUGAGAGCUUCCCUUUUUGAGGAGUGGCCCGUCCCGUGAACGGGGACUUCACCGUUCUUCCCGUGGGUGCGUUGCGCGGCGGUGCCCUCUGCGCUGGGCUUGGUGCCGCGGCGGCGGUUCUCCGGGACGUGCGUUUUGCCGGCACUUGUUAUUUAAAGGGAGGUGGCUGAGGUCAGGGCUGUGUCUACCCUGGCAGCGUGCCAGGGCUGCAUUGGUGCCCCGGCAGCCUGAGCACGUCGCACGGCGCCGGGAUGGGCUCGCCCCUCGCUGUGGUAAAUACACCGGGGCGGGAGGCGCGAGCGAUGUCCAUGGAGGAAUUCUUCUAUCAACCCCGGGGUGUCUCCGCCGGGGCUUAGCUCGGUUAACUGCAGCGCUCGGAGAGGGAUGAUUUUCACAGCCCUGAGCGAUGGCGUUGGGCCGACCUGACUCAGUGUCUGGACCAGCCCUCGGGGAGGGGAGAGCAGGCUCGGUAGAAUCGACCAGGACAAGACACGGGCUGCGGGUUCCUAGCGAGGUUAGCGGGCGGGGCGUGGGCGAGGUUUUCUCCGCCCAGAGCUUGUGGGUGAAAUUCACCCCAGUGCCAGGGCCUAGCACAAGCCUGGUAUGCCAGCGAAGACCCAAGUCAGCCUCUCGCUUUCAGCGGCGCUACGUGGGGGGUGGGAGGGCAGCAGAAUCUGGUCCGGUGAUGUGGGGCCUGAACCAGCCGCAGGAAACGUCGGUUCCGUUCCUGGCACUGCUGCUGCUUUGGAUAUGUCAUGACUCUGCUCUGUGCCUCAGUUUCUCUUUCCUGCCCCUUGUCUUGUCUGUUUAGACAGGGAGGGCCAGGGCCUGUAUCUCUCUAGGGGGCUGGGCAGCGCCUGUCACAAUGGGACCUUGAGCCCUCACAAAUACAAAAACAAGCUCUCCCUAGUUAAGGGCGAGCAGUGGGGAAGUGGGGAAGGGGCCUGGGCUUGGGACCUGAUCUAGAGCGAGCGGGGGCCUGACCAGCCCGCUGGGCUGUUUCCGGGCAGCAUGUGGGGUUGGUUUCCAGCCCGCUGGCCGGGGCUGGGAUUAGCUGUCGCUCGCGUCGUCCCAGCGAGCUGAUGCCGGUGUAGACACCCUUCAUGGGAGGAAAUCCCAGCCCUGGAAGGGCUCUCUGAUCUCGCAGACAAAGGCAGAGCAAGAACCAGGGGCUGGGAGCCGAAGCCAGACCCUUCAAAUGGGAAAGAAGGCCCACGUUUCUAACAGGGGCCGCUCCGCCACUGAACAAACUGCCAUGGGACGUGCUGGGUUCAGAGCCUGCCUGCUGCCUUCCUGGCAGACGCUCAGGCAAACACAGGUUGUUGGCCUCCGUACGGGGGAGCUGGGUGAAUGUGAUGCCCUGUGCUGGCCAGGGGCUCAGACUGGAUUGUCUAAUGGUCCCUCUGGCCUUAAACCCUUUGGUUCUCUGAAUGCUACUGCCCAGCGCGUGGCCAGUGGGAGGGUGUCAGCUGCAGCUGGGCACACGCGGUGGGCACAGGACCUCCCUCUCGACAGCAGUGCCCUGGCUCUGGGAUGUUAUGAAGGCCAGAAGCGUAAAGGGCUCAAAGAAGAAUUAGCCAAGGUCCUGGAGGACGGGUCCAUCGACGGCUAUUAGCCAGGAUGGGCAGGGACGCAGCCCCGUGCUGCGGCUGUCCCUGGCCUCUGGUCGCUGGAAGGGGACGAUGGGGGGCGGAUCUCAUCCUAAUUUCCCUGUUCUGCUCACUGUGAAGCUGCAUCCCCUGUCGGAGGCAGGUUACUGGACGAGAUGGUCUGACCCAGUCCGGCAGCCCUUGGGGUUUUAGUACCUGGCCAUUAGCCCCACCCCUCUACCCGCUGACCCCUUCCACAGCGGCACGCAGACCGGAUGAGAGCUCGUGGGCUCAGCCAGCUCCCCCGGCGGCCUGCACGUGCCCUUGGCUUCCCUGCGUGCUCGGUCGCUCACCUAGGGUGACCAGACAGCAAAUGUGAAAAAUCGGGACAGGGGGUGGGGGGUAAUAGGAACCUAUAUAAGAAAAAGACCCAAAAAUCGGGACUGUCCCUAUAAAAUCAGGACGUCUGGUCAGCGUACGCUCACCCCUCAGGGACACACGGAGCACAGGCCCUGGGUAGAGGGGAACUGCUGGUCUCGGGAUGCCUGUUUCUACGUACCUGAUCCAAAGCCCAGUGAAGUGGUACGGCGGGCAGGGCAUAGGGCACUGGCUGGGGCUUUCAAAGCUGCCCGUCUUCCCAUGGGUUUUGGCACCUAAUUCUCCAGGUCCGGUUAGCCGCCGGGGGAGGUUCCCAGGCCCAUCCAUCAGCUGUCUGUCUCUUGCGGCAUUUCCCAAUUUUGCUUUUCUUUCCCGGCUCAACCUCGGCCCCGGUGAUCAAUGGUUUCUCAUUUCGCUGGCAAGCGGCACAAACAGAAGCAUUUACAAACCCGCUGUCUUUCCAACAGGGCCAUAACUCAGGCCUCAGCCAGCCCGGGAAAUGGAGACCGGCCGCUCCAGCAGCAGUAUUUCCGGCUCAUGGUAAAUGUGUUACUUGGGGAUAAUUUCCCUGCCCACGCCAAGUUUUGAAAAGAAAUAGACCAGCGUCUAUAAAUUG